AUGAGUCCAAUUAAAACUACAAGUUACAAGCAAUUAGAUGUCGAUUAUUUAAUCGAAGAAUUAACUAUACCUGAAAAGAUUUCCUUGUUAGCUGGGAAAGAUUUUUGGCAUACAGUUCCAAUUCCAAGAUUAGGGGUUCCAUCAAUUAGAGUCUCAGAUGGUCCAAAUGGUAUUAGAGGAACUAAAUUUUUCAAUGGUGUUCCUUCAAAUUGUUUUCCAUGUGGUACUGGUUUAGCCGCUACUUUCAACAAGGAUUUGUUAGUUGAAGCUGGUGAAUUAAUGGGUAAAGAAGCCAAAAUGAAAGGAGCUUCCGUUAUCUUAGGUCCAACCUGUAAUAUUGUUCGUUCUCCAUUAGGAGGAAGAUCUUUUGAAAGUUACUCUGAAGAUCCACUUUUAUCUGGUAUUGCUGCUUCUAGUGUUGUCAAAGGUAUCCAAAAUGAAAAAGUUGUUGCAUGUCUUAAGCAUUUUGUUUGUAAUGAUCAAGAAGAUGAAAGAAAGAAUGUUGAUACUUUACUUACUGAUAGAGCUUUUAGAGAAGUUUACUUAAAGCCAUUCCAAAUUGCCAUCAGAGAUGUUAAUCCAAAGGCUUUAAUGACCUCUUAUAACAAGGUUAAUGGUGAACACGUUUCUCAAAGUACUGCUAUUUUGCAAGAUAUCUUAAGAAAGGAAUUCAAGUAUGAUGGUACAAUUAUGUCAGAUUGGUUUGGUACUUAUUCAAUUAAAGAAUCAUUAGAUGCAGGAUUAAAUUUAGAAAUGCCAGGUCCUACUAGAUUUAGACAAGCUAUUCAAACUCUUCACGCGGUUCAAGCAAAUCAAAUUAGUGAAUCUGUAAUUGAUGAAAAUGUCCGUUACGUUUUAAAUUUAGUUAAUGAAGGUUUAAAAGCAGAAAUUCCUGAUGAUGUUGUCGAAUCAGCUAAUGAAGAUCCAGCUGCUGGAGAAUUAUUAAGAAAAGUUGGAGAUGAAUCCAUUGUUUUAUUGAAAAAUGAAGGUAAUAUUUUACCUUUAUCAAAAUCUGCUGUUAAGGGGCAAGAAAAGAUUGCUGUUAUUGGUCCAAAUGUAAAAGCUGCCCAAGAUUCUGGUGGUGGUUCAGCUUCUUUAGCUGCUCGUUACAAGAUCACCCCUUGGGAAGGUAUUAAAAACAAAAUUGCAGAAGGUGGAAAUACCGUUACUUUAGACUACGCUUUAGGUGCAUUUUUAGAUAGAAACUUACCUGAUGUUGGAAGUAUUUUAAUUGCCGAAGAUGGAGAAGCUGGAAUUGAUGCAAGAUUUUACAAGCAUCCUCCUGGAUAUAAAGGUGAUAGAUUCUUACUUGAAACCUAUAAAUUAUCCACUUCUCAAAUUUUCCUUUCAGACUUUAAAAGUGAAAGAUUAGAACCAAAUGACAUUUUAUUUUAUGCUGACUUGACUGGUACCUUUGUUCCAGAUGAAACUGCUGAAUACGAAUUUGGUGCUUCUUGUUUGGGUACUGCUCAAGUUUUUGUUGACGAUGUUUUAGUUGCUGAUAAUAAAACUAAGCAAACCAAAGGUGAUGCAUUUUUCUUAGGUAUGGGUACUAGAGAAGAAAGAGGUUCUAUUCAAUUAGAAAAAGGAAAAUCUUAUAAUGUUAGAGUAGAAUUUGGUUCAGCUCCAACUUAUACUUUACCAGAUGGACCAGUCGAAGCAGGUGGUGUUUAUUUCGGUAUCCGGAUCAAGUCUCCAGCUGAGGUUGAAAUCAAUAAAGCUGUUGCAUUAGCUAAAACGGUUGAUAAAGUUGUUAUUGUUGCUGGUCUUUCAAAAGAAUGGGAAUCUGAAGGUUUUGAUAGACCAGAUAUGGAAAUUCCAGGUUACACAAAUCAAUUAAUUGAAGAAAUUGUCAAGGUCAAUCCUAAUGUGAUUGUUGUUAAUCAAUCAGGUUCUCCGGUUACAUUCCCUUGGUUAGAUAAAGUUCCUGCUUUAGUUCAUGCUUGGUUUGGUGGUAACGAAUUAGGAAACACAAUUGCUGAUGUUUUAUUCGGUGAUCACAAUCCUUCAGGUAAAUUAUCAAUGACCUUCCCAAAGAGAUUGCAAGAUAAUCCAUCCUACAUUAAUUUCGGUGCUACUAAUGGCCGUGUUUGGUAUGGUGAAGAUGUAUACGUUGGUUACAAAUAUUAUGAUAAAGUUGGUUUAGAACCACUCUUCCCAUUUGGGUAUGGUUUAUCUUACACCUCCUUCAAAUUUGAUGACUUGGUCGUCAAAUCAAAUGAAGAAAAUGUUAAUGUCACUGUUAAUGUUACUAAUACUGGUAAAUUAGAAGGUGCUGAAGUAGUUCAAAUCUAUAUUCAAGCUGAAAAUCCAAUAGUUAAUCGUCCUGUAAAAGAAUUAAAGGAUUUUGCCAAAGUUAAUUUAUUAGCUGGAGAAUCUAAAUCUGUGGAAUUAGAAUUCAGUAUUAAAGAAGCAACUUCAUACUGGAAUGGAUCUAAACACAGUUGGCAAUCUGACAAAGAUACCUACAAAGUCUUAGUUGGUACAAGUUCUGCUGACAUUGAGCUUGUAGGUACCUUUACCACUCACUCAACAUUCAACUGGACCGGUGUUUGA
Scheffersomyces coipomensis is the source of this 2556-nucleotide messenger RNA. Its product is annotated as beta-glucosidase. Lineage: Eukaryota; Fungi; Ascomycota; Pichiomycetes; Serinales; Debaryomycetaceae. Gene Ontology annotation, molecular function: beta-glucosidase activity. Gene Ontology annotation, biological process: glucan catabolic process. The record is from RefSeq and is a predicted model, not a curated record. The coding region runs from base 1 to 2556 and encodes 851 amino acids. The transcript has a single exon.